CUUUUGUUAGUUUGUUAGCAAUGAGUAUACAGAGCGAUAUGCGGCGUGGGAGGAACGAACAUCGUUAGUAUAUAUUAGGGUGAACCCACUCGCUACUAGGCAUCACUCUCCCCUGAGUUCACCAUGUCAGACAGGGCUGCGAAGCUCCAGAAGCUCGAGUACCAUCGAAAUGCACCAAGGCCUCGAAAAGUCAAACAAGACAUCGUGAUCUUCCCGGUCAUGCGCACACGGGCACCAACUCCUGCCGCAACCGCGGCAGUAAGUAGGGAGCAUAGUAGAGGCCCGGCGGACACAAAAGGUCGUAACGACGAUCAGCCGCCGCUAAACUCGAUGGUCACUGUAUCCACAAGCCUUCAAGUGCCCCCGCAAGGUCGUUUUGUACCAAGCCCCUCAAUCCCCGUCGAAAGUAGCGUCAACACGGAAGAUCAGAGAUUGGGCGAGGACCUAGUACUCCGUCUGGAGGAGGUCUCGUCGCAUGACGACGAUAUCAUCAUGCAGGAUCAGGCGCUUGAGGAGGAGGAUGCAUGGGGAAGUCAGCACGACAACGACAUGACCAUGGCUUCGCCAACAACCAGCGAGCACGACGAUGCUAUGGACGUGCAGCCUAUCCUGCCAACUUUGGACGUCCCGCCCGAGGUGGCCCAAGAUUGCGGGCAUAUCGAUAUUCCCAGAGCGCCUUUUCUUUGCCCGGUGCUCGGAGUAGGUGCAGAGUUGAUCACCUUCGCGCAGCCCAAUUUGGAAGCGGCGCACUAUGGCCCCUGGGGUCUCAUCUCUUAUUAUUAUUUUGGCAAGGGGCGAAUCCUGCUAUCGCGUAAGUGCGUAGUGUCGGCGGUGCCUAUAUCUCAAUAUCCCGCUGGAGGCACUUUGGAACUUCUCGACAGCCAUAAAGCCUCGACUAAAGCGUAUCUUUACGCCAAAUCCAUCCGAGUGCCCGACUGGUCGCAGAUAUCGGUGCUCAGCAAGCCGGACGCAUGUAUCCCCCCGGACAUGAAUUUCUGGGAUUGGUAUCGGACCACACAGAUGGGACCGAUGCCGGAGGGCAAAUUUCAUCUGCUGAAGUUUCGCUGCACCCUCCUAGCGGAGAUCAAGCCUACAUUCUCCGGCGAUGACGGCAAGCCCACACCGAAGGACAUGAAUCGUAUUGGAAAGGCCUUGACUCAACUGAAGAACCAGGCUCAUCACUCCUUUGUGAGCUACAAGGAUACAGACAUUAUCGGCGGGUUGGUGGCCUUCGGGUCAUGGUUCACUUACUGUGAGGUUACGCGAAACGAGGCCGCUGUCGAACGCGCGUUCACCGAUCAUGGUGGACAGGGCUAUAGGAGCCGCAAAGAAGAGAGUGAACAAGACGCACACGAGAAGGACGAAGAGAAGGAGAUUCGUGCCAGAGCGACUUCACCACUCGGUAUCGAGUUGUUCAAAGUUUUCAAGAAUGGCAUGCGAUUUGUGGACGCGAGAACUCCAGGAGGACAAGCGGUUCUUGAAAAGAUUCAUCUUCGAGCGAUGGAACUUGCCCCCGAGUAUUACAAGGACUCAUGGAAAGAGGAGCAGAUGCCUACUAGCGCGCGCGUCGACAAGAGGGGUUAGAUGAUUCGAGAGAUACGUGUACAUUCAGUGUUUUUUUUCGAGCUGGAAUGAU
This is a messenger RNA of Schizophyllum commune H4-8, 1636 nucleotides long. RefSeq lists its product as uncharacterized. The transcript has a single exon. NCBI's taxonomy places the organism in Eukaryota, Fungi, Basidiomycota, Agaricomycetes, Agaricales, Schizophyllaceae. The record is from RefSeq and is a predicted model, not a curated record. The coding region runs from base 124 to 1584 and encodes 486 amino acids.